Messenger RNA from Solenopsis invicta (red fire ant), 1125 nucleotides. RefSeq lists its product as uncharacterized. Bases 125 to 913 code for a protein of 262 amino acids. The record is from RefSeq and is a predicted model, not a curated record. NCBI's taxonomy places the organism in Eukaryota, Metazoa, Arthropoda, Insecta, Hymenoptera, Formicidae. The transcript is spliced from 2 exons.
ACCUAACCUAUCGUUAUUUCCGACAUCUUUUCAAGCAGUUGCGACAUCUCUCGAUUUCUUCUCUUCGAACGCGCCAUUCAACAAGUUAUUUGACAACUAACGGUUAGAUAAAAUAAUUGAUGGAAUGGAUAACGACAGUGAGGUAGCGUCAUCGGUUUCAACAGAUGACUCAGUUUUUAUAGCCAGCGAAUCAACUGCUACAAAAUGCCAUGAGAGAGAUACAUUAGCUGAGGAAGUCUCUCUGCUUCAACACUUGCAAAGGGCCAUCUCUGAGACAACGGAGGAAAACGUCGCAUACACAAAGGAGAUGGCGACUUUAUUGGAUAAGUUGAAUCUCAAUGUCAAGACAUUGCCCACUGACAUAAAGGAAGGUUUGGAGAAGUUGUCUUCGAUCCUAAGAACCGAGAAGCUAUUCGAAUUCGACGAGACUGCUUUGCGCGUGAUGAGAGAGCGGAAGAUCAUAGAAGAAAAGAGGCGCCAGCGAGAAGAGAAGCAGUUGUCCAUGAAGUAUGACGAACUGUUUAGAAAUUGCACAAGACUGCAGAACAAGCUCGACUAUCUUCAGGAUGCGGUUGAUUCUCUCCAGAACACUAUUGACACUACACAAGAGGACAAGAAUAAUAUGUAUUGUAACAACGUUUUCUUAUCCACCAAAUUGAAAGAGUACCAGCAGGCUGUGGAGAAACUGGAAGCAGAUUUAAGCGAUAUGCAAGUUGAUGAACUGUAUUCGGAGAAAAUAUUGAAUAAGUAUAAACUAUACUUCGAAAAGACGAGUAGAUUGGCGGAGCUUAACCAAUCGCUCGCUCAAUACGGCGAUUUACCACCCAACUUGCUACAGGCUAAAUUACUGGUGGAGAACAAGAGGAAAGAGUAUGCGAACUUGGAACAGAUGUUUUUGGAAAAGACUCAGUAAACAGAAUUCAGCAAACAAGAUGACAUCAAAUAAUAUCUUAAUAGUGUCUAAGAAAUCAUUGAAAUGUCACUUUGUUUGUUGAGAUUUCAAUUUCAAACUACUUUCAACUGAAUAACUCAACUCAAUAUAUUUCAGUAUUUGCAAUAUUAUUUUUCGUAUAGAUGUCAUUAAUUUACCUUAAAAAUAAAAGAUUUAUAUGUGCACAUAUAUUU